AGGUGGAGAGAGAACCUGUGGAGUACAUGAACUUAUCUGUAUUAGAAAAGAGUCUGGAAUCUGAGUGCGUGCUGAUCUCCCAUUGACUUCUGUUCUAUUACUGUACCCCAUCAGAGAGAUGUGAGGAGUUGGUUGAAAUUCAAAUCGGGAACAUGUCCAAAGACCACAACAUCCUUUGACAUCAGCAACUGUGUAUGCUUCCUUAGAAGGAGCCACCUGACAACUGGGUGGUUCAACAAGGUGGUCCCAGGAAAGUAUCUCCAGAGGCAGUUGGAUUUUUGUCAGCUGUUGGGGUGUUUAUUAUCUUGAUGCUGCUCCUUUUUCUCUAUAUUAAUAAGAAGUUCUGUUUUGAAAAUGUUGGCGGGUUUCCAGAUCUUGGUUCAGGAUACAGUACAAGGAAGAAUUCACAAGAUAAAAUUUAUAAUUCCUACAUGGACAAAGAUGAGCAUAGUUCAUCCUCUGAAAGUGAAGAUGAAGCGCUGGGUAAAUAUCAUGAGGCCUUAUCCAGAACACACAAUUCCAGACUACCACUGGCAGAUUCUAGACAAAAGAACUAUGCUUGGGAAACAAGACAAAAAUACAGUCCUCUAUCUGCAGAGUAUGAUGGAUACAGUAGUGAAGCAUCAAUAGAUGAAGGAAACUGCAUUCAGAGGAUGAGAAGAACGCCCCCACUGGAUGAACUGCAGCCACCACCAUAUCAGGAUGACAGUGGUUCUCCCCAUCUCUCCUGUACACCCUCAGAAAUUGGGGACAGUAAAUGUGAAUUUUCCCACUGCAGCAACAGUCCAAGAUGCUCAUAUAACAAGUGCCCAAGUGAAGGAAGCACAGGUCAUGAAAUAGAAAGUUUUCAUAACAAAGGAUAUGAAGAUGUUCCAAGUGACAGCACGGCAGUCCUGAGCCCUGAAGAAAUGUCAGCUCAAGGAUCAUCUUCACAGCUUCCUAAACCUUUUGAUCCUGAGCCAGAAGCUAAAUAUGGCACACUGGAUGUGACUUUUGACUAUGACUCACAAGAACAGAAGCUUCUGGUAACAGUGACAGCUGUCACAGACAUCCCAACGUAUAAUAGGACAAGUGGCAACUCAUGGCAAGUACACCUUGUUCUUCUACCUAUAAAGAAACAGAGGGCAAAAACCAGCAUCCAGAGAGGACCAUGCCCUGUGUUCACAGAAACAUUCAAAUUUAAUCAUGUUGAAUCUGAGAUGAUUGGAAAUUAUGCAGUUCGAUUUAGACUGUAUGGUGUACAUCGCAUGAAAAAAGAAAAGAUUGUGGGGGAAAAGAUUUUUUAUUUAACAAAAUUGAAUCUUCAAGGGAAAAUGUCAUUACCUGUGAUAUUGGAACCUUCUUACAAUCAUUCUGGCUGCGACUCCCAAAUGAGCAUGUCAGAAAUGUCCUGUAGUGAAAGUACAUCCUCAUGUCAGUCUCUUGAACACGGCUCAGUUCCGGAAAUUCUCAUUGGCCUGCUUUAUAAUGCCACAACUGGAAGACUAUCAGCAGAAGUGAUAAAAGGCAGCCACUUCAAAAACUUGGCAGCAAACAGACCACCCAAUACUUAUGUUAAGUUAACCCUACUGAAUUCCAUGGGCCAAGAGAUGUCCAAAUGCAAGACAUCCAUCCGCAGAGGGCAGCCAAAUCCAGUAUACAAGGAAACUUUUGUUUUUCAAGUGGCCCUGUUUCAACUUUCUGAUGUGACACUCAUACUAUCUGUGUAUCACAAACGUAGCAUGAAAAGAAAAGAGAUGAUAGGCUGGAUUUCUUUAGGUCUGAACAGCUCUGGAGAAGAGGAACUCAAUCACUGGACUGAAAUGAAAGAGUCGAAAGGACAGCAAGUAUGUAGAUGGCACGCGUUACUGGAGUCCUGAUGAAUGGGGUAAAUGAGCAGUCGCAAUCCAAGGCAGCACGAUUUCUGAUUACAACAUCACUGUUUUUACCUAGUCACCAUUAGAAGACCUGUUCUUUCAAGAAUCAUAUUCAUCAUUCUACCAAAUGCUUUAAAUGCUAUGGAAAGAACAUCUAAUACUGAUAUAAAUGAAGAAAAGAUGUGUCUCUGGUAGAGCUUGUUUGGGAAACUGAGACACUUGCGUCCUCACUGUUCGACUAACAGUCCUCCAGGGAUUUAACACCUUUUGUUUUAACGUUAAUUUUACUUUACUAAAAGAGCCAGUAAUUUCAUGAAAAAUCAAAAUUAUAAGUGAUUUGGAAAAUCAGAAUUUUAGUUGCAACAAUAUUUUUCACCUUCCAUAUUAUCCAUAAAACAUAUUUUGGCUGGCCAGUCCCUGGCGUUUAUAAUGUUCUUUAAUAUGAAAAAGUAGUUUUCCAACUCUGUCAUAAGUCAUAUCUAAUGGUGAAGGGUUUCAAUGACACUGAAAAUUGUUUUCUUUCAGAUAUGUUCCCUUUGUGCACUUAGUUUCAUUGUGCCUCAGUUCUCAGCAGCACUAAAUCUAAGUGCAAGCAAGUAUUCAUUUUCAUAAAGGAAUUUUUAAAAUAUGUUAUUUUUUAAAAAGUUAAUUUCUUCAUUUGCCUCUGCUUUUGCCUGAUCCAAAGAGACCAAGUCACUGUACUGGUCCCUUGCAAGUCUUUAGACAGGUUGUACUGUAGAACUAUGUAACUUUCUGUUGAAAGCACUUCCUGUAUUCUUGUAUUCCAAUGUAGGAAGCUAAUAGAGCAGGACUUUACUUUAAAAUUUCUUUCAGUGAUUGACUCUUUAAAAUUGUAGUAAUGUGAGAAUACAUUUUUUACAAACUGAAAAAUACAAUAGAUAAAGCUGUUGAAAUUGAAAACAAUUCAAGUUAAAGAAAAUUUUAAUUAUCUGCUCUUGAGUAUUUAGUAACCAACUGCAAAAAGCAGGUAGCAUUCAAAAUAAGAAAAUAUUCUCUAAAUCUUCACUCUUACUUCAAUUUAUAUUUGUGAUAUAAAUAUUAUCCAGUUCUCUGUUUGAAUCAGAACAUCAUGUUAAAACACAGUUCUGAGAUUCCUUAUGAAGUUUCUAGUGACUUGUGACUAGAUUUUAUGAAAUUUACAGAUAACUUUCCUCAACGUGAUGUCAUCUUGUGCCUUUCAUGUAAGUUAUAUUUGCUCAUACAGCUUUAAAGUUGUAUUUGCAAAAUUAGGCCUUCGAUUUUUAUAAAUAUAAAGAUUCCUCAACAGUGUCACAAGAUUUAUUUCCUCAAAAGUAUGUAAAAGUUGUAUAGUGUACUGACUUUUUAAAUGGCAAUGCACUUUCAUUUGUUGUUGAUAUAUUUAGGAACUCUGAUUAAUCAGGAAUAUUAUAAGCUGUUUUCUUUUUAAUUUUGCUUCUUACCUUAUAUAUAAUUUUAUGCAUAUACUUUAUUAGAGUAUGUUUUGUAUAUAUGAAAAAUAUUUUCUCUUUCUCAUUUCUACUUAAACAAGACAGAAAACAUACUAUUUACCAAUUGCUAAAAAGCAGUAUAUUGUUCCUAGUCCCAAACUAAGCACUAUAUAUUAUUGUAAGCUAGAAUUUUUUAUUACCAUAAUAACAAAACCCUGCAUAGACAUUAUUACUUCAGCUUGGCUGUAUGAAAGGCCUUAAAAGAAAUCCAGAAAAACCAUGAACUCCUAUAUUUUUUAGUUUAAAAAAUGGCAGCUGUAUGCAUUCACAUGAAUUAAAAGAAAAAAUACCAAUGCUAUAUUGGGUGAUAUGAGGUUUAAGAAUGUAUGUUACAGAGUUGCAUUACAGGGAAAAAUCCAUCCUUUUAUUGUUACACCAAUGAGCUUUUUCCUGGCUUUUUUAUAAAUGAGUUAGAUUAUAGGGUUAGAACAUGAAUCAGAUGGUGAAACAUCUCAUGUAAGGAUUUUCAGCAACAAUAUGGAAAAAGAUUUGAAGAGGGGAUAUAGAUUUGACUGAGAAAUUGUACUUAGGCAUUUGAUGCUACAGUUCUCUUCUGCUUUGAAGCAGACUGCAUUGCUAACAACGGGUAUCUUCCUAAUAAAUGAGUUAUCAGUCUUAAUUGUAGCUGUAACAAAGCUUAAUCAAACACAUUAACAAUACCAGCUUGGUGCUUUCACCUUUAGUGAGAAAAAGACCUAACUGUUACUUGUUAAAUCUAACUUUCUUCAGACUGUGCCCAGAAUUGUGUGUGAGAUUUGAUAUCUCCUUAGGGUUUCAUCUGUUAUAAGUAGCAAAUUUUACAUGACCUAGAAAUGAGUUGACAUUUUUAGAAAAUUUCAGGAAGGACCCUACCUCCACCCAGCUGCCAAGUCCUCAAAGAUUAUAAAUUAUCUUUCUGUGUAUGUGCCUGUAUACACAGACAUAUCUACACACGCACAACAUACAUGUGUAUAUGUACAAGUAUGUGUGUAUUUAUUUGUAAAGGUGAAGGUGUCCUGGCUUUUUCAGAUAACAGAAUAGAAAAACAUUUCUCAAGUUCUGGAUUAUUCUUCUCCUUUAUAUAUUUACUAGAUAUUAUAUUUGGUUUGGGGUGCCAUUUGCUGCCAUUUUUCUCCACACACAGCAAAAUAUACUCCUUUUUUUCUGUAGAUUGACACAAGUUAGCGUAAUUACUCCCAAAAAAUUGUCUAUUCUUUUAGAAAGGAAUUAAAUAGGGCUCAAGAGACCCACUUCACUCUACUGAAUCUAAUGUACGAGACAGUACUGCUGCUUUUUUGUGUGCUUGAAUUUGCAUGAAAGCUUAAAGGCAAAAUCUUAUGUCUCAGUAAUUAUAGCAAAUAGGGGCCCACUGGUGGGCAGCAGGUGUUGGUUCACAAACUUGAGAAAGACAACCCACUUUCUUAUUGUUCUGUUAAAAAUCCCGUAAAUUUUAUAAUAAAAUGAGAUAGUCCAAAUAUGGCAACUGACUGGCAUUUAUGGGAGCUCCUAAGCCUGGAAUUACAGGCUUCAUUUGCCUCCCAGAUGAGCUGCAAAAUAUAGUUAUUGCUGCCGAGGAAACAAAGUGUACUUCAAAUCAGUGAAGAUUUUGUUUAGUACAAUAUCAUCUCCUACAGAAGCUUUCUUCUGUAGUCGUGUGUCUUCAGUACUAUCCACAUUUUGUUUGAAACUAUUUGCAUGUUAUCUUUCUAUGCAUUUUCAAGCUCAAUAAUCUUGUAUUUGCUGACAGAAAAUAAGAAACUGGACCACAAUU
This is a messenger RNA of Galeopterus variegatus (Sunda flying lemur), 5096 nucleotides long. RefSeq names its product synaptotagmin-14. NCBI's taxonomy places the organism in Eukaryota, Metazoa, Chordata, Mammalia, Dermoptera, Cynocephalidae. The record is from RefSeq and is a predicted model, not a curated record. The transcript has 8 exons. The coding region runs from base 309 to 1859 and encodes 516 amino acids.